GUACUCUCGCCACCAGUCAGUCGUGAUCAACCAUCCGAGCUCGAAGCUCCCACGUUCAGACAAACAAACAUUUAUAUAUAAUAAAUAUAAAGGUGCUCCGCGUGUGAUAGUGAGCUUGGAGAAAUGUCCGCCUUCCUGUACCUCGUUUAUUUUGCGUUAUUGUCACUAUGUGUCUCGGAGCCAGCAGUGGAGCCUUCGCCAGAUAACAAUCAAGCGGAGUCCGAGGAACCGCCGGAAGGAUACUACGCCUUCGUCGAGUCCCCUAACGCGACGCCUCCAAGGGUCCGCCCUCCUCCAUAUCAACAAGUGUCGUCAGAAUGUGCGGCUGUGAGCGACCGCGCCCACGUGAGCGCCAACAACCUUUGCGGAGACCUUAACAGAGGAGUCAUCCCCAGGAAUCCUAUGGGACAGAGUCCUAAUGGGGAGCCUUAUCCCUUUGAGUUAAUUCGUAACCACACUCUGCGUUUCCUGUCCCGCACCCUACCGGUUCUCAGAGCUGAUGACGCCCUGCCCCGGGUGGCGCAUGUCUCUCAGCAACUCACCCCGGAACAACUCACAGAGGUUAACCAUAACAGUCUAGAGGAUCGUAUGAAGCGCUCCGUGUCGGCUGAGGUUCCUGCCAGUUCUCUCCGAGCUGAACAUCGCUCCGCAGACUCCGCCCUCCCUGAUGACGACCAGCCUCGGGAGAGUCGCAAGUUCUGUGACGGAGGUGGAGUGUUUUGCAUGUUAUAUCGAGCUAUUAAUGGUGAUAGUGCGGGUCCCGAGCGCAGAGAGGAUCCUGGAGUAACGCCUCACUCUUCACAUCCACCUCCCCAUAGAUACGAGGGUCCGCCAACUCCCUGUCCAGCAAGAGUUGAAUACGCAACUCCAGUGUUUGCUAGAAACUAUCAAGGAGUAUGGCGGUAUGUCGUACAGAUACCAUAUGAAGGAUAUUUCACCCAAACUGUUGAAGUAACAAGAUGUAUGCAGUCUCGUUGUCACUACCUGGAGGGCGGCUGUCUGUCGUCUCCUCGAUGGUUGUCGCUGUUGGUUGCGGAACUUCACUAUCCACCAUCAGACUCUCACACAACACACGCCAACCGACCGGAAUACAAUCAGUUUCCUCCAAAGCAGGAAAGUGAAAGUAGUUCAGAAAAACCUCAGCACUGCGACGGACACGACGCUCUUGGAUGCUAUCAGGUACGUCUGUACUACGAUUGGUUUCUUGUUCCUGGUUCGUGUAAAUGUUGGCGUCCGGAUUACUUCGCGCGAUACGUGAGACGCAACCGACACGAGCUCUAGACACAUUAAAAUACAUUCGUUUCUCACUACACUUAAUUUAUUGUACCAAUUAUGUCAUUGGACAUGAACAUUUUUAAAUCGAAUUACAAUUCUUUAUACAUUUUCCAUUUAAUAGAUUAAACUUUGGUAUUAGUGAGGAAGUAUUUAUAAAAUUGAUAAGUAAUCGGAACUUUUAUUUGUACAUGUUCUUAUUAAGAACAAAAUUUGUAAAAAUACUGUACAUAGAAAAUCUGUUUAUGGGAGAACAAUAAUUUAAUAUUUUAUAUAAUUUGGUGCUAAGCUUUUGCGACUUUAAGACUGCGUUAGUAAAAUAUUUUAUUUAAAAUAAUUAUAAGUCGAAAUACAGAUUGAAAAUAUUAUUGACAUACUUAUUGUUGUUAUAUGGUCUUAGCAACAUUUAUUAAGAUAAUGUUAUUAUUUAUUGUAUAACGGUUAGUGUGGCUGGAUCUGUAUGAAUCAAGUAUCAAUGGUAGUUUAAAUUAAAUAUAAGAAAAUAUCACUUAGAUGCAUAAACUAAACGCAAUACAGAUAAUAGCAAAAAAUAAUUAUAAAAACUCUUUACUGUAUAAUAUAUAAUAAAUGUACUGCAAUAACUUCUCAACUGAAUUUGCAUUUAUUUUUAUUAGUGUAUAUUAGAUAUAGGUAGGCAAUAAAUUUACUGUUUUUAAUAUAUAGCACUAUAAAGUA
This is a messenger RNA of Danaus plexippus (monarch butterfly), 1968 nucleotides long. RefSeq lists its product as uncharacterized. Bases 124 to 1281 code for a protein of 385 amino acids. The transcript has 10 exons. Gene Ontology annotation, cellular component: extracellular region. Lineage: Eukaryota; Metazoa; Arthropoda; Insecta; Lepidoptera; Nymphalidae. Gene Ontology annotation, biological process: central nervous system formation; innate immune response; regulation of Toll signaling pathway. The record is from RefSeq and is a predicted model, not a curated record. Gene Ontology annotation, molecular function: growth factor activity; Toll binding.